Messenger RNA from Pecten maximus, 3265 nucleotides. Its product is annotated as biotin--protein ligase-like. Gene Ontology annotation, cellular component: cytoplasm. Lineage: Eukaryota; Metazoa; Mollusca; Bivalvia; Pectinida; Pectinidae. The coding region runs from base 51 to 1070 and encodes 339 amino acids. Gene Ontology annotation, molecular function: biotin--[biotin carboxyl-carrier protein] ligase activity. The transcript is spliced from 4 exons. The record is from RefSeq and is a predicted model, not a curated record.
CGCUGAACGUCUACUUUCGUUUUAUCUCAGCGAUAUACCGGAAGGUGUACAUGUGGAACAAGCGCAUUUCUAGAUUAUUUCAUGCUGUUAAAGCAGUGACAUUUUGUAACAUGUCUUCCCGUCCAAGUAAUGUUUUAAUAUACAAAGGAGAGGGUGCCAAAGAGGAAAAUGUUGAACAACUCCUGAAGCAAAUAUCAAAAUAUACAUCACCAGCUAAAUACAACAUCAAGACCAUUUCUCCUGAAGAAACCAAAAAAGGAACUUGGACAUCAUCAACAGCUCUAUAUGUGAUAGGAGGGGGAUAUGAUCUGGGCUUCAUUAGGGCACUUGGAGAUGAGGGUACGCUGAAGAUCCGUGACUAUGUACGGGCAGGUGGCAGGUACCUAGGUAUUUGUGCUGGGGCAUACUUCGCAUGUAACAGUAUAGAGUUUGACAAGGGAGGACCACAGCAGGUGUGUGGAGACAGGAUCCUCAGGUUUUUCCCAGGAGUGUGUGUUGGCCCUGUACACGGCCCCUACAACUACAAUGUCAAGGUCAGUGCUAGGGCAGUACCUAUCCAGUUCUCUGACCCGAACUGGAACCCCCAACAAAGCACAUCCUUAUGUGGUUAUUUUAAUGGUGGUGGGAUGUUUCUACCACAGGAACUGUUUAACAGAAGUAAAAUUACUAGAGACUCAGAGAAUUACGACCAAAAUCUUGGUAAUGACGAAGAUGACAAAAUCCGUCAAGAGAUCAAAGACAGACAUGUUUUGGGUGUGGAUGCAGAAAUGGAAAUGAAACAAGAUGAAAAUGGUAACGAUCAACAAUCUGGAACUAUCAAAGACAUUCUUUGUCAUUUUGCUGAGGUCAAAGGUCAACCGUUGGCAGCGUUAACAUGUAAGGUGGGUGGCGGAUUGGCCGUGUUGUCAGCUGUUCAUCUGGAGAUGGACAGCCAGAGCCUGAACAAAGAGGACAAAUUCUUAAAGCCAAUCAUCACUCAGCUUACAUCCUACGAUGGGGAGCGUGAGAAGUGCUUUGGUUCUUUGUUACGUCAUGCAGGAUUGGAUGUGCUGACAUCAAGUUCAGACUGAAUUUCAUAUACCGAUAUAGCUGGUCCUGUUUCAUCAACAUUCCAAAGGAAAAUUAUAUUGGAUAUAAGGAAGAAUUCUAGUUAAUUAAAAGAACUCUUUUUUUAAAAACUUUCCUUUGGAAAAUUUUACACAAAGUUUUCUCAAGUUGAGAUUUAUUGGUGAAACUGUAGCCAGGAAUGUUUUUCAAAAUUGUAUUAUUUUUUAAAUCAUUUUAAACACAUGAAAGUUGUCAUAUUUAUCUGGUAAUAAGCCCUCCAAUGUGUAUUGUAGUAAAUCUUUUAACAAUGCUUAUUUCAUUAUCCUUCAGUAAGCCCGCCAAUUAAUUUGAGUCAAAGCUUAUGCAUUUGCUUCCAGGGCUUAUAACAGGAUAAAUAUGGUAAACAUAUAUACUUAUGUGUUCAGGUAUUUAUGUAUAGGUAAGUGUUGAAGCUUAACUGAAAUGUGUGAAGUAUGGUACAUUGAUUAAUUUGUGUUAUAUGCAAGUGAUGUAAUUUGUUAGUAUCAAAAUGUGUUCAUUGUUAUUGCUGUUUAAUUCUGAGAAAAGAUUACCUGAAAAUAAAAACAUUUGUGUUGAUUCUGAUCUAAAACCCUGUUCAGUUUUGUUUGAUUAUGGACAAAGUAGAGUGUAUGUUUUCAAUUUAACUGAAUUUAUUUAUUGUAAUCUCACCUGGCCUACCAUAAGCUCAAACCAACUGAGCUAUCAUAGCGCUGACCUGGGUUAAGACCAAGCAAAGUUUUCAAUAUAAAGAUACAACCUUAACUGAUAUUUCAGGUUGCAGGAGUCCAACAUUUUUUUUAUCAUUCAAACGUCUACUGAUAUUGAACUUGUAUCUUCCCUCAUACACCAUAAACAAGAUUGUUCUUGAAAACUUUCAAUAUAACCUUGGGAGAAGGGGGGUUCUUGUGACUGCAUGUAUAUAGUUUGGACAUUUCAGGGUGAUAACACUUUAAAAUGGUCCAAUGAUCUGUUGGACACUAUCAUCAAGUGAUAUUGACCACUGUGUGGAUAUAAAACCUUAGAUGAAUAAAAACACAGCUCUUAAACUCUAGAUUGGGAAGGGUUGAUAUAGAGGAAGGGUCCAAAGGUCACACCGAAAGGAUUACCAAAUAAGAAAAUUACAAUUUCUUUUUUUUAGAAAAAACAACAAAAUUUAUAAUAAUGUGCAAUUAUUUAUUUCUUUUUCUGUUUAACCUACAACAUUAAAAUAAUUUGUAAUUAUAUAGCUGGCAAAAGCAGACAUAACUGAAGAUCAAAUUAGGAUAGAUUGUAUACUUCCAUCGCCACUGGAGAAUAUUAAUGCUGUGUAAAAUAAUGAAAUUUUAUCUCCUAUAUAUUUCAUCUUUUGUAAAAUAGUUUUGAUAUGUAUGGUAUGUAGUGGAAUAUGUAAUAUGUAUUCCAUUUUCUGUUGAAACAUUUUUUCUUUCAACUCGAUCAAAGAAGUAAAAAUAUUAGAAAAGGAAAAGCAAGCUUUAAGCCUGAAGGACAAUCUAUAUUAAGGAGAAUGAAAUUAUGUAAAUUGAUACAUACUUCUCCAAAUAAGAAAUAGGUAUGCUGUAGCAUACAUUAUACACUAUAAUGAAAACAAAUAGUUCAUGCCAGAGGAAAACAAAAAGAAUAACAUUGUAUUUUGACAAUGACUAAUCUGAACAAACAAGAACAAAUAAUUAUUGUCAUUGUAAUACAGCUCAAAGGAUCACAAAAUUUGCAACAAAUCAUUGUUUAAUGGUAAAAACAAUUAUACUAUAUAUAUAAAUUGUUGUUUUCUGUCUUGAGAUUCAAUUAAAUACAUUUGACAUAUAGCUGUGGUCACACUGACCAAAUAAAAGCAUAAAGCCGUCUAAUACUGUGCUUACUAUUUAACAUGAAUGUGCAGUACAUCUUUACUGGAACUUUUACAUGACAUACAUGAAUAUUAAUAUGUGAGGUAUGACAAAAAAUACGACAAAAUCUUCAGUUGUUGAAGGUAGACACCAGUAGAUACCGGGGAAAAUUUUACUGAAAAAUUCCCCAAAAACUAAAUCUUUACAAUGAAAAUUACCCAAAAGCAAAAUCUAUACCUAUUUUUUUUUUUUUUUUUUUUGAAUUUUAAAUUCAUCCCAUGACAUAUACAGCAAAUACAUACGUUUCAGUGCCUUGUGCAGUAGGAAUGCUGCCUUGUUUUUAUGAUCAGAUGUUUAGGAAAAUACACGUGAAC